AAUUACGUAAGAUCAUUUGUGUCCUUGACAUGGUUACCAGAAGAUUUCAAAGAUGGAAUAUCGCGGCGUCACGACUCUGCUUGGGUCCAUUAUGGUAAAGCACCUUGCUUUGCUCCCGGGGGGGCUCGAACCCACGACCUUUGGCUCAUAAGACCAAUGCUCUAACCAACUGAGCUACGGGGGCUGUUGUCAGAAAUUUUCAAAAGUUACUACUUAGUAUGAAAUUGCGCUUUGUGAUAUGCGUUUUGUUUUUCGCGAUACUUAAAGUUAUUGUCGGUGCGGCAAGUUUUGUUUCCGUCGUCGCAUCGAUACCUGGCUAAUGGUUGUUUUUGAGAAGUUGUUAUGAUAUCGUGAAGCGUGCUGGACUAGUCCGAUCUCGACCAGCAACGAAUUGUGUUGCAGUCCUCCAAUUUGUGAAGCACUUGAACUGCAAAACAAUACUGAUUCUCAUUGUUGGGUGGAUCGUUGGAGCCAUUUCCCUUUUGCGGUGGCAACCACUAAAAUUCAAAUGCUGCCCCAGCGGCAAAGUUUACAUCGUAAAAUUAAUGUGUUCGUUUUUUCUGUGAUAUAUUUUUGUUCAAUUUCGGAGAUGCAAAACGAAGUGGUGGGUGCGAACCUGAGGGAAUGACAGUUUGCGAUUGGUAGCUCAUGGGAUCUUCAACUUUAGGCUGGGAUUAAUAAGUUAGGGUUACGAGAAUAAUUGCGACCCUGUUCAAUAGCAUUUCAACGGAAGGGAAUUCCGGAAACAGUGAAGCAAGGGAAGCAUGGAGUUCAGUCGCAAGUCGACGAUGGGCUCCACACCAGGAACUUCACGGGGAGACUCGCCGCCCAGAAGCACGCAUGAUCAUCACGCGAGACAGAUGAGCUCGUUGAGCUACGGUGGACGACCUCCCUCGGCCCAAGGCUCUGUCCGACCCUCGACGUCUCGCAGCAUACGCAGCAUUCGCCUUGGUGGGUCGCUUGGACUGAAUUCUGACAUUACUGUGGAGAGCAGACCGUUGACACAACAAGGCUUGAUGACUUUGAAAUCGAAUGGCCAAGGACCUGGUCGACAGGUGCAGGACAAGUCUUAUUAUUUGUCCAAAUUGAGGACCCGGAAGCAGGAGCUCCAGGCGGAAAUUGAUAUCAUGAACGAUGAGAUUGAUCGACUUCAAAAACGAGAACCUGCAAAUGUUUAUCUGGAGCAGAAACAAAAUUCUCUGAACGAGGAGGUAAUCUCGUUGAAAUCACUGCUGGCGGACUACAAUGUGGUCAAGGAGAAGGUUGCAGCAGGUGUAGAACUGGAUGAGCUCAAGGAGGAGCUAAGGUCUGCCAAGGAGAAAAAUGAGGCUGUAGUGAAAAAAGUUGCUCGACUGUUCAACGAUCGUACCCGUAAAGAACAAAGCUACAAAGCAGCGGAGGAGAAAAUUCAAUUUUUAGAAGCUGAAAUUCGGAGACGAAUUGACGACGAAGCUCCUGAGAUCAAGGCACGGUAUGUUGAACUUCAAGAGGAUGCAUGCAGGGUUGCCGCAGAAGUAGAAAGGUUGGAGUUGGAAACUCAAGACAUCACCGGGUCUUCUCAUGCUUUAGAGCAGGACCUACGGCCAGCUCCACCAGCGAAGCAAAAAGCUGUCAUGCUUAUAGAGCAGUUACUGAAUGCUGAAGUCGAGUUGAACCGACUGAAGGCUGAAGAAGUUCCCAAUGUUCAGCUCUCUCCUGAGGAAGCUAGAGGAGCUAUGCUGCUUAAGAUGCGGCAAAACAAUGCAGAAAUAGCCAAGGCUGAAGAGAAGAUUAAGCAGGUGGAGGACGAGGUGAAAAACUAUGAGGAAAAGAUUGCCGAGGCUGACAAUUCACUUUCGGAGCUUAAAGGUGGAAGGGCUGAGAAGUUUCUUGAGAUGCAACGAAAAGAGAGAAAGAUGCAGGCUUUUAUAGACAGCUUUGACACAAUGAAACAUGAACACGAAGAAGCAGCUCGGCUUGUGCACCAACGCAUCGUGCAACUGCUGAGACAAACCAAUCAGGAGCGUACUAGUAUGGAGGACAUUACGAAAGGCCAUAUUCACUCCGAAAAUUCUCAACCCAGUGGUUCAGCAAUCGAUAUUGAUGACCUCCUAAUAGUGGUUGAAGAGCGCCAACAAGAAUUGGAUCAGUUGAAGGAAGACGAAGACAAGAAUCUAAAGGAGUUAGCUACUAACCGAGACAAGAUUGCAUCUCUGGAAGAAGAGAUUUCAAAAUUUGAACACCUAGAUGAAUUGAAGACCCAAUGGGACGACAAGUGCACGAAACUAGAAGCGCAGAGGAGGAUAGCAGAUGAAAAUAGAAGGCUUCUGCAAGCUCAGGUUAAAGAGAGAGAGGCAAAAAUAGAGUCUAUCCAAGUAAUUCUUAACGCAAAUAAAAUGCAUAUAAGACUCGAAGAACUGAAGCAAAAACUAUGUAGCCUCCAACAAUCGGGAAUCAGACUCCAGGAAGAGGUGGAUCUGAAGGAACGGGAGACCAACUAUAAACCGGUUCUUGAGAAUAUCCGGUUUAUGGUUGCCCAGCUAAAUACAGAAAUCAAAGCACAAAACACACGCUGAAACGAACGUCGAACUGGUACACAUUCUACUACC
Messenger RNA from Physcomitrium patens, 2588 nucleotides. RefSeq lists its product as uncharacterized. Gene Ontology annotation, biological process: intraciliary transport involved in cilium assembly; cilium assembly. Gene Ontology annotation, cellular component: intraciliary transport particle B; cilium. Gene Ontology annotation, molecular function: beta-tubulin binding. NCBI's taxonomy places the organism in Eukaryota, Viridiplantae, Streptophyta, Bryopsida, Funariales, Funariaceae. The record is from RefSeq and is a predicted model, not a curated record.